AUGUCUGGACUAUACGAACCAGACCCAUUAGCGGCAAAAAUAAACCCGUUGAUGUAUUUCCCACUGAUCAUAUCCUACAUAGCUUCUUACAUGCCAUGCAGCUUUUGGUUUGGGUAUGGUUACAUGUUGUCUCACGGUAAUAUGAUGAAGGUGAAGCUGAGCUCCCAAGAUCCAUACUUUGACAAGCUUGCAGGCGCCAUGGUCACACGGAUUGAAAUGGAGCAGCCAAUGGCAGAGCUUGGACAUUCGAGAUCCACUUUGCCACUCGGGUUAGAUGGCCAAGCCCAUUUGUCAAACUGUGGGCCUUGCCGUCCUUUUCAAUUUAACGCUUACGGAGUAGUAAGAGAACCUACUAGGGAAAGAGCCAAGCAGAGAGAGAGUAGACAUAAAGAGAGAGAUUUAGCUAGGACCAAAACCACCGUGAGCAUCAAUCCACAAACCUCGAAAGAAGACUUUGAUGGAAUCCCUGAGGACUUGGUGUUUGAGAUUAUUGGGAGACUGCCUGCGAAAUCUGUGGCUAGGUUUCUUCUAGUAUCCAAGUUAUGGGCAAGGAUCAUCCGCAGUAAAGAGUUCAUCAACUCUUUCCCGUUAGGGUCUUCUUCACAGCCUCGACUCCUAAUCGCUUUCGGUGGUUUAGAUAGUCGAGUAGGAUCUUCUGGACGUGGUUCUAGGCGGUGGGAUCCUAGAAAAGAAAAUUGGUACUUCUUCUCGUCGGCUUUGUCAUCAUCAUCGUUUUUUCUCUCGCGCUCACAUACUCCGUUGCCAUGUCCUGAGAACAUAGAGUACCACUCUCAUUAUGUUAAUGGCUUACUAAGCGUCGGGUAUGGUCAAGAACAGUUCAUAGUUGACCCCACCACGGGUAAGUGCACAGCUUUACCUAGAGUCAAAACCAGGAGAAAGGUUGCGAUAAGUUUUUUCGGAUAUGAUCCACUUAACGAUGAGUAUAAAUUGGAUCUUGUUUCUGGAGUACCCGCAGGCAAUAAUCUGUCUUAUCAAGUAUACGGGAACUAUUUUCUUCUAAACUACGAGGGGAACGUAGCAAUACCCUUCAAAGCUACUGUAUUUUCAUUUGAUGUGUGGGUUUUGGAUCAGGGUGCUGAAAAACAAGAAUGGUUGAGGAUAUUAACUUUCAGUAUUGAACCUUGGAUGGCUUUAUUUCCUAAUUUAUUUUACAAUAUGUUACGAGUCAGAGGCAUUACACGGACGGGUGAGUUUAUUUUGGUACCAUGGAGCUACACUUGUAAUGGGGUUUAUGUUUUCCAUUACAACCCCAAGACGGAUAGCUUUAGAAAAAUUAUGGUUCAUGUAAACGCAGGCUCUGACUCUAGGCUUCUUGGUCCGGAAGAAACUGUUUUUUCGGAUUACGUUGAGAGUGUUAGUGUAAGAGAGACAGUUCAUGCUUAA
Molecule: messenger RNA, 1404 nt
Organism: Thlaspi arvense
Lineage: Eukaryota; Viridiplantae; Streptophyta; Magnoliopsida; Brassicales; Brassicaceae
Source: the annotation of a GenBank genome assembly